This is a messenger RNA of Pocillopora meandrina, 12960 nucleotides long. The record is from the annotation of a GenBank genome assembly. Lineage: Eukaryota; Metazoa; Cnidaria; Anthozoa; Scleractinia; Pocilloporidae.
AUGAGCUCCAAACCUUACCGUGUUGCUCAAUGGACUCCUUCUGACUACAAAUUUCUUGACAAGUGGUUAGCCAACUUGAUCAUAGAAGUUCAAAUUAAAUACAAAGAUAAGUUAGCGUUAUUGAUGGCUCUUCAUCCACCGGCUGAAGAUGAAGAAACAGCUAAUGGUGAAACUCCGCUGAUAGUUGCUCACGGUACAGAAGACCUCGGUCUCCAUCCACCCGUUCAAGAAUUAUUGAAAGCUAUCAUCUCCGAUCCCAAGAUCAACAUGUUCUUCCAUCAGAUGUUCUGGCAACAGUACAAGAAUCCAGACAGUUCGAAAAGAACAAGGAUCCCUUGCUGGCAACUGAUGAUUAUUUUAAUCGACUACAUCAUGACAAGAGCUCCAGAGUACAACAAAACCAGUUUGGUUGGUCUCCCCAUCAAUGUAAUCCUGAACUGGCCGAUGGCUACGACUGCUGGAUUUUCUGCUUUCCUCAACGACAAAGUCAACAGGUUGUUCAAAAGUAUUCUCAACUACUGGGGAAAGUUUCUUUCCAGUUCUGCUUCUUGUCACGUGUUGACUGAUGAUCCUCGUCAUGGUUGGUUUGGUGAAGACGCAAUGCAAGCAAUGCCAAACUUCGACCUAGAGUUCAAAUGCAAGCCCAGAGAAAAACAUUAUGGUUUUACAUCAUGGGAUGAUUUCUUCACCAGAGAGUUUCGUGAUAGCAUUCGUCCAGUAGCAUCUCCGGACGACGAUUCCAUUGUUGCGAAUGCCUGUGAGUCAGCGCCAUACCAGAUCUCUACAGCCGUGAAAAAGAGGGACUUCUUCUGGGCAAAGCACCAACGGUACUCAUUGGACUUCAUCCUGAACAUGAGUGACCUUGCCAAGCAAUUUCAUGGUGGAACCGUCUACCAAGCGUACCUAAGUGCCACCAGUUAUCACCGAUGGCACAGUCCUGUGUCGGGCACCAUUUACAAGACAGAACUCGUGGAUGGUUCUUAUUAUUCUGCAACCCACGACAUUCAGGAUAGCCCCGCAUCGCCCAACAUAUGCAUGUCACAAGGAUACCUAGCCCAAGUUGCUGCCAGAGGUAUUAUCUACAUUCAAGCUGAUAAUCCUCACAUUGGCUUGAUGUGCUUCGUAUCGCUCGGUAUGUCAGAGGUGUCCUCCAACGAAAUCACGAUUAAAGAAAAGGAUAAAGUGAAGAAAGGUGACCAGCUCGGCAUGUUUCACUAUGGUGGGUCCACCCAUCUACUGAUAUUUCGCCCUGGAGUUAAAAUCGAGUUCGAUACGAGAGGUCAAACGCCAGGUCUGCAUACCGAAAAUAUUCCCGUUAAAUCGAAAAUUGCGACCGUACAUCCAUCAACCUAAGCUAAUAUAACUAUGGAUUUUGAUAAACAGCUUGAUUUUGUCAGUGUUCGGUAUGAACAUGAUAAUUUUCUUUCUUUCCUCUUAGAUGUCUUUUGACAAUAGGAAAUUUGGUUUUUUUCAUUUUCACCUCGUCAAUUGUUAUGAACUACUAAAUUUAGAAGUGUUCGGCAACUACUAAAAUUAGGAAUGUUCUGGCUUAGUGUUUGUGAAUUGUUUAGGCCUGUUAGAUUAUUUCGCAAUCCUUAUGCGAGUCUUGUGAGCCUUGGUUUGUUAUGUGCUGCAAGACCACACCUUUAUUACUACCUUUUUAGUAGUUGGUCCUCGACCGUUGUAAUAGGCCUGUUUUACGAUAAUUGUCAUCUCUGGCCGUGUUCGCGCUUGUCCUUGCUUAGACCCCCCGACGGGAGAUUUUGUUUAACGUUUUAGCCAUCAAAGUUCGGAAGUUUUUCAGGCAUAUCUAUUUGUACCAGGGGCAUGUCUAAUAAUUGAUGGUGUAUUUUGAAACCGAAGCAUUUAAUCACUUAUUCUAUCAUUUGCGAUGGGAUUUUUAAUAAUAGUUACUAACCAAAAGUUUCUUAACUCACAUUUGGAGUGAAAUAUAUUCCUAUGGUUUACCGAGGGGGCAUUAAUAGAAAACUUAAUCCUCAAUGUGCACGUUACUACUUAGUUGAUUUCUGAUAUGUAGAAAUAAAGCACUGCCUUUUCAUCUAAGCAGAGCUUAGAUGUUUUCGUUUCAACGUUUCUUGUAAAAAUAUCACAUUCCACAUAACACAACACCUCACCUAGAGAAAAACUUCUAGCCCCGACCGAAACUGUUUGAUCCAUUUUUAAUAACACAAUUGUCAAUUGUAUGCUAAUUCAACCGUUUGAAUACUAGGCCAAAAGAAAUUAGGAUUUUAAAGGCAUUCAUUCUCUAUGCAUUAAUCUUCGAUGUGCACAUUACUACUUAGUUGAUUUCUGAUAUGUAGAAAUAAAGCACUGCAAGACUGUUAAGGGCUUAGAUGUUUUUCUUUCAACUUCUCUCAUUAAAAAUAUCAUAUUCCACACAACACAACACCUCACCUAGAGAAAAGCUUCUAGCCUCGACCGAAACUGUUUAGUCCAUGUUUAAUAACACAAUUGUCAAUUGUGUUCUAAUCCAACAGUUUGAAUUCUAGGCCAAAAGUAAUUAGGUUUUUUAAAGGCAUUCAUUCGCGAUGCAUUAAUCUUCGAUGUGCACAUUACUACUCAGUUGAUUUCUGAUACGUAGCAAUAAAGCACUGCAAGACUUUUAAGGGCUUGGAUGUUUUUCUUUCAACUUCUCUUGUUAAAAAUAUCACAUUCCACACAACACAACACCUCACCUAGAGAACAAAAGUACUGCAAGAGUGUAUUCAAAGAAGCUUCCAUUACAAUCAGCUAUACUCCUAAAAGAGGUACCAGUUUUCAAAUUCCUGAACUCCUUCUUAUCCAGCGGGUAUUUUCGUUGCUUAGCCCAUUCCUUGUCUUUCCUGCGCAUUCGACAAGAUGAAAAAACUAAGCUGAACGAACCCGAACGUGAUUGACAAUGGUGCACCGAUAUUUGCUCCGACAUUUCGAAGGAAACUAUAGGCUUACAUGAGGAUGAGGUUUUUCUACGCCUGUACGGCGAAUGAAGUAGUCGCUUAGUCACCACCAAAACAAAUUGGUCAGCCUGCCAUGAGGUCACUCAUGGGAGGUAAAGGGUUAAACAGAAUUCAGAAAAUUCAGCCUUACAAGAUUACAUUGACCUAAAUCAAUGAAAGUCACAGGAGAUUAGUUUCCUGCAAUAUCCACAAGCUGAAGAUAACGCGUGACUUGAAUGUGUUUUAAAAUGUUCUGGGAACUUAAAGAAACAUACUGUCACUAUCCAGGGGGGAAGGGGAGGUUGAAGGUGGCCAUAAGUCAAAUUAUCACGUGCUUUGCGAGCGUGUAACUUUUCCCGCCCCUUCUUUCUUAUAUGAGUUUAAAAGCGUAGUCGUCUCUCAGUUUUAAGGCUUUAUAACCGACAUAUCCCUUUCGAUUGAUUUUCCUGACAUUAACUUUAUGGACCUUUCAACAAAAGUUAUUUGAAUGUUAGAUUUAAAUGGUUUGGAAACAGUGAAACAAAGUAGUUGACAAGAUGGUCGCAUUCUAUACUUGUGGACAUUGGAGGCAGUUAACUUGUUUAUUAAUCGAUUUGUUGUAGAAAAGCGAGUCUAUCCUAAGUUAAUGCAUAAAGGGGGUAAGUAUCUAAAGAAACUGUGGUGCUGCUUCGGUGGGAGAGUAUAACAGGGUGAUUUAGUGUCAUCAAUUCAGUUGAUAACGUCAAUUAGCCACCUUAAAGAGUUCAAAAGCGUUUAAACUCUUUACAGUGGCCAAUUUGUGCUAUCAAGUCAGCUGAUAAUACUAAAUUACUAAGUUAAUGUAGGCGAAAUGUUGGAAACUAAUUGUUACUGUUUCGCAAUUUUGCCAACUUGUGGGAAAAAUGAUUUGUCUUUAUCAACGAUGGUUUGAGUUUAAGACGUUAACACUUAAUCUGCGUAAUAGGUGAGAAGGGGUACUGGUAAUAAAUAAGUUAUAGAGGUAUAUGGUGCCCCCAGAUUUGUGGUUUUUAAGCCGUUCUGGUACAAAGACAGGUUGGUGUACAUUUUUACCAUUUUGGUUUGAAAUUAGGUAUGGUUUUCAAGAAAACCACACAAGCGUAUAAACGUAACUGAUUUUUCAAAAUGAAUCAAAGUGAAACACAAGUAUGAAAAAUAUAUUUUUCUACUGUUUUUUUGGGGGGAUUUUCGUAACUUCUUAACUUCGGCAUUGAUACAAGCCUUUUCAAAUUCUUCUACAACAUAGCGUAAAGGAUUCUCAAACCAAGUAAAAUUUGUCUGGUGGGGAUAUUAGAGGCCAGGUACAAAACUAAUUAUAGAAAUAGCACUUUUUUAUCUGAAAUAGGGUCUGGUUGGACAAUCCCUGCCAAACAUCCCGAGGCGGAUCUCCCUCCCUAUCCAGGGGAUAGCACACAUGGCUGUUUCAAAACGCCCCCAAUGGAAAUUUAGUUCACGCAUGUCAGAUUGACAUUUUCAAUUUGAAACCGCUGAAAAUGUACGCUAAUGGCUCAACAAAAAAGAGCCCGCUGAUAACUAGGCCGUAAAAAGUAUACGCGGAAAGCCCGAGGAAAUAGCUAACUUACGCGCAAACAUUGUGUUUUGCCUCCUUGGUUAAUGUUCUCCAAGGAAAGAUUGCAUGUGCGGGAUAGUUAACUAUGCGACGGCUUACCGUCUUUCGGAGGUCUUCUUAUUUUCAGGAAAGAUUCUGAUUGAUUCGAAUUUUUCUUUCAAAAGGGAACGACUCAGGCUUUAUGUCUCUCCUUUGCCAUUAGUUUCUGUACCAUGACGUUUUAAUCCGAAUUGUUUUGCGGGGUGUAAUCUGCGAUUACACUUCACUACCGAAAUAGUAAAUAUGGCGUCCAUCUCCUCUUUGACCUCGAACUAAUACCCCUCAGCAACGUGAAUUUAUCCUCUUGAUACAGUCAUGCUUACCCAUGGGCUAAAUAAAGAAUACACGAUGUCUGAAAAACUGCUAAAAUGUCCACUGCCUUAUGUUACGUGCAAGAAAGUCGCACUACGUGCGUGUGAUUUCCUUCCCGAAAAGUGUACGUCAUCGAUCUGUCACGGGGAGCUACGUGAACUAGUGAAAGCACGGACAAGACGUUUCUUUCGGUCAACAUUUCAAUCAUGAUCAGGCAUAAUAAACCUUACAAUUAUAUGUUACCAUUUGCGCUUUGUUCUGAUAGUUAAAUAGUUUUUCUUAUUUUUUGGCGAAUAUUCCCUUCAAUGGAACGAACUACACACAAUAACACAAGAAUGCAAAUAUUCCCGCACCCCUAAAGAACCGAUCGAGAGAGAUAAAUAGACACCCCUUCCUGAAACAAGGUACAGGCCCUAAGGGAGUACCCUUCUGAAGCAAUAAAAGGCCAGAAAAAGGAACUUCGGAACAUAUCUCGAGUCAACUUCGAACUCCGUUGCUUAAUCCAAGUUUGGUUUAGAACUCGGUUCGAUUAGUAAAUUCAGAUGGCUAAUUAUAUAGCUUUGGUCUCUCUGAACAUCAACAAAUAUUGGAAAAAAGGUGCCGAAUUUGUGGGGAGCGAUUGAACACGGCAAAAGAUAAGUAUGAGAACAGUUUUCUUUGCGCAAAUAGGACGGAGAUUAUUUUCACAGCCUUUAGUGUCAAAGUUCGUAAAGAUGACCUUGACAUGUGCCCUCCCAAGUUCUGCCACAAGUGUUACAAGCUUGCUUUAAGAGGAGGCACACGCCUUGCAAUCAAUGUGUGGCCUCCACACAAACGCACUGAAAACUGUAAGAUCUGCAGUUUCUUUAAAGAUCAACAGAAACCUGAUAGGAAGAAGAAGACUAAACCUAAACCCAGAGAGGACUCAGCUGGACCCAAGGAACAAGUGGAAAUGGUGGAAGGAAUGUCUGGCACUUUAAGCUUCCAACCUGACCCAGCCUCACUCUCAUUCUCUGAGGAGGUAAAGAAUCUACAAAGCUUUAGAGGAUCAGAACCUCUUUACCCAGAAGAGUUUGUUGAAAACAUUAAGCGUGAGUAUAUGUGCCCAAUUUGCAAAGAGGUACUUGAUCAACCAGUCCAGACUAAAUGCCGAACUCCACACAUAUUUUGUGCUAGUUGUUUGCCAUUUUCUUUUCAAAUGUGUGGAUCCCUUUGCCCGGUAUGCUGAACUGUCAUUGUAACUCCUAAUGAGUUCAUUGAGCCAGCCCUUUUGUUCUUCGCACCAUACUUUCAGAGUUAGCUUUUCGAUGUCCUACCUGUAAACACACAGUAAAACUUCACCAACUACCUCGGCAUCAAGAAUAUUGCAUUCAAAGCCCUACAACAGCACCCACACACAUCUUCACCCCUUCACAAAGAUCAGUUCCAGUGACACAAUCCCCCCUUAUCUUAGUGAAACCCAUACCUCCAGCAGAGGAAGAGGGACCAGCACAGGUAAAUGUACCAUCACUACAAGUAGAACCUACAACCACCACUGAUACAAAUACAACCUGCAGAGAACAACUGACAGUUCAUCAACUACUAACCAGCCCAAAGGAAGCUUAUGUAUCUCUAAAGGAGGAAGUUGGAUUGUUCAUCAUGAGACAGUUUCUUUCACAGUCUCAGGAUGGGGCGACUAUUCUCCUCAAAACAGGUGGCCAGGUAAUAAAACAUUUUUUGAGUUGAAAAUAAAGACAUUCAUUUUCAAAACAAACGAUAAGAUAAUCCAUAUUCAGCCCUUAGAAUUAGUGAAAAGGACCAAGGCAAGGAAAACAACUGACGAGGUAACAAAGAAAACUGCUAGAUAUAGAUCAAAGGUAGUAGCAGAGACCAGGACAGCUAUGAGUGGUGGUGCAGCUGGUACCUAGUUGAAAGUUGAACUGUAUACAAUGGGCAGACUGGAGAGGAAGGCACUACUGAAGGAGGCCUUGGGAAAGGAAUUUAAAAUCGCCAUUCCAAGAGGUGACAUCCUGGCAAUGAAAGCAGACCUUAGCGAAACAUGGUACAAGGUUAGAAAGCUCAGGAGGUAAGAAAAACAUGAACUAAAGAUCAUUAAAAACCCCAAAGAUUUUCCAAAGACAUUAGAUAUCAGUAACAGUAACUGUUUUGAGUUUGUAUCCAAAUUUACCAACUGCCUGAAUACCCUCAAUCUAUUUAGAAAGUUAUGAUAACUAUCAUGUCUAGUAAUAGACAGUAAUUCACAUAUACAAAUAUUUAUGAUUUAGCAAUUCAAUAAAAGAAUAUAAAUGUAGCCUCUACUUUAUAUUGCUAUUUCUGUGAAACAGGUUUCCACCAUGAUAAUUGUAUUUGCAGACAAAUAUCCAUGUCUUUGGUGCAAGAUAAAUCAUGAAGUAAUGCAAGUCUCUUGCCAUAAACAUGGGCAUGCUGAAAAAUGAAGCCUUGAAAACAUUCAAGAGGAUUAUGAUUAGUUUGUAGCAGAUGAACAAAUGGAAUUGGCUGCUUUUCAGAAAGCCAAUGGACCACUAUCAGUUCAUUUGGAUGAGGUUCUCAAGAAAAUGAACGUUGAGAGACAAGCUUACCAUGGAAAAUCAUUCAUUGGUAACCAUGUGCACACUUGUUGCAAGGUAACACAAAUUCUACCCUUAGAGUAGGAAUUUGUUGAGUCACAAAAUUCUAAUGAAUUGUUGCGUUUUUUGAGCGGGGGUAGGAAGACAUCAUUAAACUAUGCAGCGCUGUGGUGACAAAAACAGUGGAGCUGUGUCCUUCCUUCCUUUCUCAAGCAAGAGAAAUUAGCGUGAAAUUCGAAUAAGUUUUCAAGUUAUUUGCAGCUUGCCACUUUGUCUAUGACAGUGCAGACUAUCUCAAUGAUAGCAACAUUGACAAGAUAGGUAAGCGAAAGAAAAAACCAGACUUUCAUGGAAAACAUGAAUACGGUAAUAAGAUCAUGCCUUAAGUCCACCUUUUCUUGUUUUCUUGUUGCAGAAGAAGACAUCACGAAUUUCCUUCAAUUCCUUAAGGAAAAAUUAUCAGACAUGGCGAUCACACCAAAGCUGCAUAUGCUAGAACAUGUUCGCCCUUUUCUUCGACAAUGGCACAUGGGCCUCGGAUUCUAUGGUGAACAAGGGAUUGAAGGAAUACACUCUGAAUUCAAUACCCAGUCCCAGCAUUUUGACCAUGUGAAGAAAAAGGACACGAGAUUGCGUCAAAUCCUUGUUAACAACCACAUUGCCACGAGUCCGGAACUAGCAGGGAAAGCUCCCAAACCUAAAGAAAGAAAUUGAAAACCAGAAGGGAACGGGUAAAACUCUUUCCUUUUGACAAGCAAUGUAUUGAUUCGUAGACUAAGAACGAGUACCAUGUGUGUAAAUUUAGUGUUAUUUAUUUGCUCAAGUUCUAAUUUAGACGAAUAAAAGUAUAACCGCACUCUUUGAAAUCAAAACUAAAUCUUUCCAGUCGUUUGCAGGCUGUUUCGCUUGAAAUUCAGUACAUUCGAACGCCCGAUCUUGACAUAUUAAAAGCGCCUCGAAUGGAGUCUCAAACAAUUCGGAUUAGAACACUUACCUCUAUCAGUUGUUCAGUAAGGUUUCAAGUCUUCUCUUGUGACUCUUGCUUGGCUGGAAAAAAUUCGAGCCUUUUCCAAAUUGAAAUCAAAGUUUUUAGUUGAUUUCAUAGGGUGUGCUUCUUAGACUCCACUAUAGCAACGUGUUUUCGUCGAACACAGGCAAAAUUUGACCGAUUUUACUCAAAUUUUCGACGGCAAGUGCCUCUUCCAUGAGCAUGCAUCCGCCACUAGUCUACCGUAAGUACUAAAACAUGGAACGACCUAAAUCCACCUAAAACCACCUAAAACUACCUAAAACUACCUAAAACUACCUAAAACCACCUAAAACCACCUAAAACCACCUAAAACCACCUAAAACCACCUAAAACCACCUAAAACCACCUAAAACCACCUAAAAUCACUUAAACCCACCUAAAACCACCUACAACCAUCUACAACCACCUCAAAAAUUUCAACAAUCACCUAUAACCACCUCAAAAAUAUCUACAGCCACUCGCAAACUAUCUAAAACCAUCUAAGACCAUCUAAAACAAGGCAUAAAUGUCUAAAAUAAGGCGAAACGACAACAUGUCACCUACACGAAAUACGAGAAUCGAACGAAACCUCCACCUCCCCCUGAAAUCUUACUCUCCCUGGUCCCAUGCGUAUAAUGUGUAUAAUCAACCAUCUCACGAAAUGAAAUGCAAUAGUAUGCUAAUUGUUUUAUAUUCCCUCGGUAGCAAAAGACUUAAAAAACUUUACAAAAUGGACUAUCAAGUUACAAAAAAUAAUAAAGUGAAAUAACAAACUCGUUGUCAAGACUGACUUGACCUGGCUUUUUCAACCCUGGGUACCAGCAGACGUUUUGGCUCACGUCUAGAAAGAGUAUGAGUAAGAAUUAUCAAUGUACGUACCUUCGGGAUCUUCCUCUGGCACGAACGCCAUUGUGCUGGCAUUCAUACAGCAUGCAGUUGUACGAGUGGUGCCACUUACGCAAUAAUGACUCACGUUUUGCUCCAAUUACCUUUCCAGUGCUGAGAUUAUAAAUAGAGAAAAACACUACCUUGGACCAUUACGUAAUCAAAUGAAACGUGAGCCAAAACGUCUGCUUGUAAAAUUCUUUAGGUCUUUUACUACUGAGGUAGUAAAAAAUAUAAUUGGCAUGCUCUCGCAUUUCAUUUCGUGAGAUGGUUUGUUAUACACAUGGGACCAGGGAGAGUAAGAUUUCAGGGGGAGGUGGAGGUUUCGUUCGAUUCUCGUAUUUCGUGUACGUGACGUGUUAUCGUUUCGCCUUAUUUUAGACAUUUACGCCUUGUAUUAGAUGGUUUUAGAUAGUUUGCGAGUGGCUGUAGAUGUUUUUGAGGUGCUUGUUGAAAUUUUUGUAGAUGGUGUAGGUGGUUGUAGGUGGUUUUAGGGGGUUUUAGGUGGUUUUAGUACUUACCACUCGUCUACGCAAACCUGACACCUAUCGUCUUCCGUGAUUUCAUCCAAAUUUAUGCAAAAUAAUGCUAUUUCAUAUUAUUUUUUUUGCGAAGUGGACGUGCUAGCGUGAAGGUUGUCGAGAAAAACAACAACACUGAAGUGAAUUCAUUUUCCAUUUUUCGGGUAAGUUUGCCUUUUUAAUUCAGCGUCCGAUUUCAAAUAAAUGUUUUCCUUUAAGGAUAUGGGAAAAGAUUAUGAACGAUUUUUGGUAUAGAUUAAGAUGAGGACGAUGUUCGAUUGGCAUCGCGUCUACGAAAUCCACGCGGUUUCUGCCUGCAUUUGUAAAGAGUGCCACGGUCAACGAAAAAAGUUGGAUCAUUUGUCGCAGUCUCAAGGCUCUUAUUUCUUUAAGAGAUAGUUACGCUGCAAGCGUGAGGAAAGAGCGACUCUUUUCUCAGUCGACAGAAUCGCUACAAGAAACAACUACCUUUAAUUUAAGUGACUAAACGUCCGGCAGCCGGACACGGUCUUGAUAAAUUCGCAGCACCGUUCGCAAAAAGACCGAAGGUUGAAGGCGGACAAUCUUCUUGGCCAAAGUAUAUUAAGACAGUGCACCUGGUCUUCAGCGAGAGCUUUAACGGGCGGCACAAUAGAUAUAGUGACCGGUUUCCUCUAAAGAAGAGAGGCAAUCGAUCACUGGCGCUCCUUGAUAUAUUAAAGGUUUUCCAUAGCCAGUUGAUAACGAAAUGGUAAUGGAGACAUCCUUACCUUACAAAGUAAUAUCUAUGGUUUUCUGCUGUUCUUCUUGAAAUGUCUAUUCCAAAAGUCACGCAAACUUGCCUUAAAACCUUGUCGUACAUCGCUGUUGUCUGAAAAGUUGACCAUGAAAGAGUUUUGUUCACCGUCUGGUUCGUUGGUUUAAAAAUAAAUUACCAACUCAAGCCAAUCAGAAUUGACAAAAGAAUCGGCAAGAGAGGUUAACCAACAAAAAGUCAUUAUACAUUUUCUUACAAAAGAGUAACGUCACGGAACACGAUUAGUGUCAGGUUUGGGUAAACGUUACCUCGCCUCCGUUUCACCUUUUGGGGGACGGAAGGGGAGGGUACGGCUACACGUAGGCUAAGUCAGUGGUCACCAAAACGCUUUUCCACAUAGGCAAUCGAAUUAAGAAAAAGCACUGCGUGUCAAUGUUUACGCAACAUUGACGUGCUGUUUGAACUGUUAGGUUUGCAGAAACAAAAAGGCUUUGAUAUACUAGCGCACGCGCAUGUAAUAUCUUAUACUUGUCUAAACUGGCAUUGAUUGACGAUGCUCGGAAUAAAAACAACCUUAUCACGUGAAGGCGUUGUUUUGAUUGUAGCAGGAAUGUUUGAAAAGGAUAUUUCGAUAUUUCUCCGCUCUGAUUCUCAAUCAAAGCUAAUGUGUUAAAACAGGAGUCAGUUAAACAAGCGUCAUAAACGUUACGGUUUAAAGAAUUAGAAUGAGUCUACUAAUUAUAAGAUGUGAUAGAACUCUCAUUUAAAUUGCGUUUGGCUACGAAUUAAUUGUAUCUUACUACCUCAACAUAUUUUGAAUGUGAUCUUUAAAUAAGGUUGACAUUUAUGUUGUGACCCACGGACUACGUACUGGAGGACUAUUGAAAGCCAAAUAAUAAUAUAAUUUGUCUUAGGCCAAAUCCCACAAUGAUCCAAACAAAGAUACGCAUCUCUGAUAUUCAAACAGACAACAAAGAGUGUCUAUUUCGGUGACCUCUCAUAAAGAGAGUGAAACGCGGUUAUUCCCUCAUUCUUGUACACUCCGGUAAAAUAAUCUGCAUGUAGACGUCUCCAAAAUGUUUUACUUUGUUUAGUUCACGCGGAACAUAAGUGAACAUUGAUGUUCACAGUUUGAAAGAGGCCUGUCACCUGUCACAAUUAAUUCCUGUCACCUAGACAAAGCGCUUUUAUCCUUUAUCAAGCAGGAAAAUUUUCCGGACAAAGGCUUCUCAAGCACAGUUGCACGUACGCGCAUUCCAGCGUCAGUUGCCCUCGCGCGGUGAAAUCGAUAUUGCAGUUAAAAGCAGAAACAUUCAACAGGAGUAUAUCAUUUACGAGCAAGACGAGCCGCGAACUACAUGCAACAUAAUCAUGAGCUCCAAACCUUGCUGUGUCGCUCAAUGGACUCCUUCUGACUACAAAUUUCUUGACAAGUGGUUAGCCAACUUGAUCAUAGAAGUUCAAAUUAAAUACAAAGAUAAGUUAGCGCUAUUGAUGGCUCUUCAUCCUCCAGCUGAAGAUGAAGAAACAGCUAGUGGUGAAACUCCGCCGGUAGUUGCUCACAGUACAAUGGAAGACCUCGGUCUCCAUCCACCCCUUCAAGAAUUAUUGAAAGCUAUCAUCUCCAACCCCGAGAUCAACAUGUUUUUCCAUCAGAUGUUCUCGCAACAGUUUAAGAAUCCAGAUAGUUCGAAAGGGACAAGGAUCCCUUGCUGGCAAGUGAUGAUUGUUUUAAUCGACCACAUCAUGACUACAGCUCCAGAGUACAACAAAACCAGUUUGGUUAGUUUCCCCAUCUACGCAAUCCUGAACUGGCCGAUGGCUACGACUGCUGGAUUUGCUGCUUUCCUCAACGACAAAAUCAACAGGUUGUUCAAAAGUAUUCUCAACAAUUGGGGAAAGUUUCUUUCCAGUUCUGCUUCUUGUUACGUAUUGAAUGAUGAUCCUCGUCAUGGUUGGUUUGGUGAAGACGCAAUGCAAGCAAUGCCAAACUUCGACCUAGAGUUCAAAUGCAAGCCCAGAGAAAAACAUCAUGGUUUUACAUCAUGGGAUGAUUUCUUCACCAGAGAGUUUCGUAAUGGUAUUCAUCCAGUAGAAUCUCCAGGCGACGAUUCCGUUGUUGCGAAUGCCUGUGAGUCGGUGCCAUAUCAGAUCUCUACAGCCGUGAAAAACAGGGACUUCUUCUGGAUAAAGCACCAACGGUACUCAUUGGACUUCAUCCUAAACAUGAGUGACCUUGCCAAGCAAUUUUAUGGUGGAACCGUCUACCAAGGGUACCUAAGUGCCACCAGUUACCACCGAUGGCACAGUCCUGUGUCGGGCACUAUUUACAAAACAGAACUCGUGGAUGGUUGUUAUUUUUCUGCAACCCAGGACAUUCAGGAUAACCCCGCACCGCCCAACAUAUGA